AUGGCGGAUCGAGAGGUCCAACGACCGCCUUCGAUACGCUCCGUGGCAAGCAACUCUAGCAUUGCCAGUGGUGUCAGUCUCACGCGUCGGUCGAGGACGAGGACGCGCUCCAAGACUGUCACAGGAGCCUCGUCGCGUCAGGAGGAAAUUUCCACCAACCUUGCUUCCGAACUCCCUUACAUUGACAUGCCUUUCGUUCAAGAGCCAGAAGCAGUGCCGACGCUAGUUUCGAGAGGCUUGAUCCCACCUGACCGUCCACCUCGUUCUCCACAGAGAACUGAGGGGCAAGGACUUGGUACACCAAGUUCUCAGGGUACCGAACUUGUCACUGCGGCAGAAGCUACUUUUGUAGAUGUUCCACAGCCGUCCCCUGGGUCCAGCAAACUGUCCAAAGCUGCUCGACAAGCAUCGAGCCUUCCUGUCAUCGAAACCUCGUAUAAACCACCUCCGUCAGCUUUCUCUCGCGAUCCUGCCCUCACGCCUGUGGCCAAUGUACGGGACUCCGUCUCCACCCAGCAAUCGGGGACCUCAUCCUCCCUGUACCCACCGUCGACAUCGACAGCUUCAAUGCCAGAGUCACCACCGUCCCCUCGCUCGAUUGCAGAACAAGUUGAUCAACUGGAUGUCUCCCCAUUCAAUCCUGACGACAACGACAUGCAGGAUUAUGACGGCGACGAUGUAUCGUAUCGUCUUCGUCUCCUCGUGAAGAACAAUUACUUUCUUCCUCCUGCUCAUUCGAAACCUUUCCCUUCCGCGUUCGCCACCUCCAACUCAAACCCACCAAAAAAGACGACAAAACCUGUGACGCCCGCCUUCUUGGAUUUGUUCAGAGUGGGGAAAUCGAAAUCGAAACCAAACCCUCCUUCGACUCCAGGUUUCGAUCCGACAACUCCGAUGUUAAGAACAGCCGCGGAUUCCAUCACUGCAUCGUAUGCUUUACCCCCUCACCAGCCGCGUUCUUCAACUCAAGUGCCUCGUCUAUCUCCUCAUUCCGCCGGGCUUGGUUCAAGAGGUCGAGUGGUGGUGGUACGGGAGAAAAUGAACGACAUCUCCGUUGCUGCAAAGCAAGCGGAGCAGGAAUUAAAAAAUCGGGGCGUACGAUUAGAUCAUGGCUCUCAAAAGGCGAAACAAGAGGUAUUCGACAAUGUGAUUGAUCCUACUGACGCGGUGGACCUUCCGCUGCCUUCUUCGAAUUAUCCGUUUGCAGUCCAGGCAUCUGCACUACAUGGUUUAGGCGUGCAAGACUCUUUGGGUGCGGCGGUGCUUGCGGAUCGCCUGCCUCCGCCAACAAGCCUCAACAUAUCAUCAUCCUAUGAUACUGACGACGACUGGAGAAAGGCGUUACUUCAUGAAGCCGUUCAUCAUUCCUUAGACGCAACGCCCGACGUGUCAACUUUCUCUCAUAUUCUUGGUGCUUCCACACCGUUAGCGUCACCACGCUCAGAUUCGGCUACACCCUUAAGAGGAGCAUCGCCGCAUCUGCAACACUUAGAAUCAGCGCGACUUCUCGAGCGGCGGAUCAUUGAUAAACCAAUGAUGGACUCAAUCGAUGCUUCUCAUUCGAUUCAUGUUCGGAAUGAGUCGAUUCAAAGUGAGGCGUCUGCUCUGAAAGGAGAUGUAAAUGGACUGCUUGUACCGUCCUCGCAUGUCAUCCGCGAUGCUUUACGAUCCUCUUACUUACCAAUGCGCGCUGAGACUCCUUUAGGUCCCAUGACACCGCUCACGCCUCCCCCACGGCGAAAUUUCGUUAAUGCUCCAUUCUCUCUAUCGCAAGUGGAUCUCAUGAACGAUGUUUUAGCGUUAAGCGUAGUACGAUCUCCAAGCCAGGUUUCGCGUCGCACCCUUAGACGGACCAUGUCGUCGCCCAUACUCUCGGAGGGAUACGAGUCUGCAAGAGAGACUUUGAUGACCCCUCCUCCCAUGCCAACGCUUACCAUGUACUCUCGAUCAUCUUCACAAGCGUAUUCGUCGUGUGAUACUGUUAGGGAUCCAGCUGUUCCUCCAAGUGUAUCAACAUCAGAGUCUCACUACUCCGAUGAAGAAUUUGAAGAAGAGCCUCGUACCUCGAUCGCAUUGUCCGCAAUGAAUGGGCGGCCCUCGUUGUCAGAAUAUUCCCAAUCGUCUCCAACCACCUCAGCGUUUCAGGAUGCUCUUAACAAUGGCUUUCGCUCCCGCUCGUCCUCUGCGCUUGGUCAAUCUAGUUUCGGCAUUGAACAACACCGUAUUGCUCAAGGUAGUCCGGUGCCCCCACGAUAUUCCACGACAUCGCCUCCUCCGCGAAUGUCAUCCUCCCUUGCCCAUGUUGCCCUUCCACCUCCCCCUCGAUCGUCCUCUCUUCGCUACCUGGAACAUCAGCAGUCGUUUGGCUCCGUGUCAGACCUCGAACAAGAUACUAAUAGGUUGAGAAUGCACUUCGGUGUGUCUGAACUCACAGCCCCGCCCGUCCCUCUGUCAGGACAACAACGAGGCAAUCACAAUCAGCCCGUGCCGUUGUCGCUGGCAAUUCCGCCAAGAGCUAUUCCUCUUUCGAUUCACUCGGCACCUGGCCCAUCGUCACCUACAUCCUUCUUUGACAGCAUUCAAACUCAACCUAACGCUAUGGACGACCUAGAGUCGUCCUCGGAGAGCGAAGAUGAAGAAACGGAAGUUGUUGAUCCCCGGCCAGCCCUGUUUGUCGAUCCCAGGACUCGUACCAUCUCAAGCACCCCCGUCACAAAUCCGAGGCCAUCAAUCAUGAAGUUAGGAAAUCAUUCCACACCUUACAUCGGUCUUGGUCGGCCUGUCGAAGGCUUCCGUCAAAACCUCCUGCCUAUUGGUGGAAGCACCUCAAAGAAACCAAUUGGCAAUAUCCCUGUUCGCGCUCCUUUUUUCACAGACCGAAAAAGUGACCAAGGCCAUAGCCACACUCUCCCUGUAUCCACCUACGAUUUUUACAAGUAUACACAAAGCCAUCCGCCUGCCACUGCGGCUGCAGAGCCCAGCGACCCUCAAGGGUCAAAGACCACGGAGCUCGUUGCAACCUGGCGAAACAACCAGCGGGCGCAGGAGUCUCUUCGAAAACUAGACGGACUAUUGAUUCAACACAUGGAGGCUGAAAAGGACACGAUCAAGAGGAUAGCGACGACAAUGAAACAAACAAAUACCCGACAGGGGGGACCUCCUUUUCUACCAUAG
Messenger RNA from Laccaria bicolor S238N-H82, 3174 nucleotides. RefSeq lists its product as uncharacterized. The coding region runs from base 1 to 3174 and encodes 1057 amino acids. Lineage: Eukaryota; Fungi; Basidiomycota; Agaricomycetes; Agaricales; Hydnangiaceae. The transcript is spliced from 2 exons. The record is from RefSeq and is a predicted model, not a curated record.